Molecule: messenger RNA, 250 nt
Organism: Prorocentrum cordatum
Lineage: Eukaryota; Dinophyceae; Prorocentrales; Prorocentraceae
Source: the annotation of a GenBank genome assembly
GAGCCCUGGUUCAGACUUGAGUUUCUUGUUCCGUAGCUACGUUGCAUCCCAAGACGAGCGCACCAUCGAGCUGAUGGAUAGGAGUACGACCAUGGACGAAGAAGUGGCCAUGGGCAGAUCGUUCAACGACGAGAAAGCUGGAGACGAGAAGCGCUCGAGGAUGCCGUUCCACUUGCUGACGGUGAGUAUGACGAUGAAGCCUCGUGGAUUCCAUCUGAUCAAGAACACGAAGAGCACCGGCGGUUUCGAG